CACAGUAGAUUCGCCUCUCCUCCUCCGGCUCUCUCACCGAAUCCCUCACACAGUACUCCUCACUCUCACACACGCCUAAGCCAUCUAGUAGUAACUGAUAGGACACCCAAACCAGAUCUGAAAAUCAUAAGCUAAAAAAGAUAAGAAGAAAAACUGGAAUUUUCAAGCGGGGUUUGAAGAGAACUGAUUUCAAAGCUCGAUUUCUUUCUUCCCGGGUUUCUGAAAUUCGUUUUGAGCGGUGGAAUCGCUGUAUUGUCGCUGUUUGUUGCUGCAACCGUAUUGAGCUCUGUUUGGUUUGGAUUUCGCUUCUGUUUGGCAAAUUUGUUGGUGAUUGCACUGUUCAACCAGCCGAGUUGCACUCUCCAAUCCAAACCUUUAUUUGGUGGAUUUCUGUUGAUUAUUCUUCUUUACAGUCUAGGGUUUACAUGAAAAGUUAGCUACUGGAGAAGUGAAGGACGCCAAAGUCAGCCGAGGGACGCAGCACAAAGAGAAAAUGGGAUUUCAGAAAUUUCUCAGAUCCAUUCCAAAACAAACCGCUUCUGAUCGGACUUCACUGUUACCUCUUGCAUUGAGAACGAUAGAUUCCUCAGUGUGCACCACCAACAACCUCACCCCUGUUGCCCAAAACCAACUGAACCAACUCAUGGAAACCCACCUUAAACCUUCUUUCACGGCCAAAGAUUUUCUUACUUUCCUCAAGAAUCACGUCCAUUACCACCCUGUCCUCACUAACCUUGACUUCUACCUCUUCAACUAUGCUGCUUCUGUUGAUUCUUUCCGCCAUGAUCACUCCACCUUUGAGUGGAUGGUCCGCACGCUGGCCAUCACCCACCGCCUCCAAUUUCUUACUUCUCUCCUUCAAUUUAUUGCUUCUAAUCCCUGCCCGUGUGCUGACGGUAUUUUCUCUUGCCCCAAAACUGAACCUAUUUUUCGUUUUGCCAUUAAUGCUUAUUGCAAGGCUGGUAGAUUUGAUGAUGCAUUGUUAGCUUUUGACACAAUGAGAAGAUCGAUUGAUGGGAAGCCUGAUGUUGCUGUUUACAAUAUAAUAAUUCAUGGAUUUGUGAAGUUUAAGCAUUUUGAUAAGGCUCUGGAGUUUUACAAUAGGAUGAUUAGAGAAAGAGUGAAGCCUGAUGUAAUUACGUUCAAUACUCUGAUUGCUGGGUACUGUAAGAACUCGCAAUUGGGCUUGGCUUUGCAAAUGUUUAAAGAGAUGAAAACUCAUGGAUGUGCACCAAAUGUAGUUAGCUUUAAUACUUUAAUUAAAUGGUUUCUUUUGGAUGGUAAGAUUGAAGAGGGGAUUGGGAUGGCCUAUGAGAUGACGGAGAUGGGAUGGGAGAUUUCUGCAGUGACUUGUGAGAUUUUGGUUGAUGGUCUUUGCAGGAAGGGAAUGAUGUUGAAAGCGUGCGAUUUACUGGUUGACUUUUCAAGGAAACGGUUGCUGCCAAGAACAUUUGAUUAUUUUGGGUUAAUUGAGAGGCUUUGUUGUGAAGGGAAUGUGGCCAGAGCAAUGGAAUUGGCGAAUGAGUUAUGGAGGAAUGGGAGUUCUCCAAGCUUAAUUGCUUGUACAACCUUGAUUGAAGGUUUAAGGAGAACAAGAAGAAUUGAUGAAGCAUAUAAAAUUAUGGAGAAAAUGCUGCAGGAAUGUAUGCUUCCGGAUAGUGUAACCUUUAAUUGUCUACUUAGUGACAUGUGUGAUGCAGGAAGAAUGAAGGAAGCGAAUGAGAUGAGGUUAUUGGGUUUAAACAAGGGUUUGGAUCCUGAGGCUGUGACGUACAAUAUUUUGAUAUCAGGUUUUAAGAGGGAGGGUAAAAAGAAGGAAUCGGAAGCACUGGUGGAAGAAAUGUUGGAUUUGGGGUUUAUACCUGAUAUUGCUACUUAUAACAGGUUGAUUGAUAGACAAGCUAAAUCAAAAAGUUAAAUUUCUUUGCACCUAUUAUCUUCAAGUCGAGAAAACUUAUAUGGUGCAGUUUAUUGAUCCAUGUGGAAAUAGGAGAUAUGCAUAUUAGGAAGUACCAAUAGAUAAAAUCAGUGAUUUUUCCCCUUUUACUUCCAAUCAUCUACAAAAAAUAUUGGUGAGUUAUGUAUUGUCUAUAUCCUUUUGAGAGUGAGUCAACUGAAGCAGCAGCUUGGAGUUCUCAUGGCUUGUAUUGGCACAAAAUUUUGUCAUCAUCAACUCUUCUAUUAGUGAAUUGCAACACAUCAUAGCAGAUAUGCUGCUUAUUUUUUUAACUACAUGGAGUACAGUGAACUCUGCUGUGCACAUUAAAGGAAGCUCUGUUAUGCUGGGAAGAGAUUCAACAAUGAAAAAAAGAUUGAUUAUUUUGGAUCCUUCCUUUCUUCAAACUAAACAAAACAAGAUAGAAUCAGGCCGAUUCCCGAAAUUCCCUUCUGUAUAUUCCUUAAUGUCCCAGCUAUUCACUGAAUGUGAGAAGCUGAUGAUAGAAUCAGGCCGAUUCCCUAAAUGCCUUUCUGGAUAUUCUUCAAUGUCCUGGGCUAUUCAUGGAACAUGAGAAGCAGAUGAUUAAUCAUCUUUCCCAGAAGAAAUUGAAGAAUUCUUGGGUAUGCUACAAGAUUUGUUCGUUCUUUUUUCUCUGAUAGAUGGCCAGUACUUCAUCUAGGUUCCCUACUAUAAAGAAGCAACUCAAGAGAAUAUGGAGAACAGUACUCUGUAUCCAAUGGGCAGUUUAUCGGAGAGGAAACACAUAUCUUUUUGGAGCCAAGGAAAAAGCAAUUCGUUAUCUGAAACAACAUAGAAUCUAUGAUGGAUCUGAUAUGACCUGUACAUGCUAAUGGGAACUAAAAUGGUUGUGAUUUCUUGAUCCCUCUGAAGACAGAUGAUUGUUACGGGCAAUGUACAGAUCAUUGUGUGCUUAAAUGCAAUCCUCCUUUUUACUAAUGACAAAAAGGGGGAGAGAAGUGGACAUAUUAUCUAAUGUCCAAGAUAGAUUCUGUGAAUACAUCAAUUAAAAAGCCAGAGACACAGGUCCAGGUACAAAUUGAGGGGGAGCAAGCAUCAACUCAGAGCAAAGUUUCGACAAAUGCAGUGAAAAAUGAAACACAAACAUCAGGGAGUACUUCUUACCUCUCGUCAAUUGUUUUUGAAGAAGUUUUGACAUCAUAAAAAAAGGUGUAGAUUGUUAACCUCUGAAGUAUUUUGAUAAUGAUAAAAAAGAGAUAUUCCAGUAUUUCGAAUAGACGAACAUUAUAUUCUCUUGACAGGAAAAUCUGUUUGGACAACAAGCCAACUCACGAAGGAACAGAAAUCACUUGGAUAGAUGAUGAAAAUAUGUCGAGCUGAAUGAAAGAGACUGUAAAUCAAGCCAGAUGAUAAGAAAAGAAGAUUGGAUCGAAUAGUUUGAUAAAGAUGAGCAAGAUGCAGCUUCAUUAAUUACCCAAAGAAAUAAUCAAGGGACUAUCUGAAGAUGCAUAUCAGCAUGUGAGAAAGAACAUUACACUAAGGCACCCAGAUAACAGUACCGCCAAGUCAGUAAGAAAAUCCAAGAGGACUGUUCACAUGCAAACCUAGAGAUAUGCACGGAGUAAUCAAAGAGCAUUCAGUGAUGCCGUUAGAGCUUAAGAAUUUCUAUUCACAACGAAGGCACGGUAGAAGGCAAGAGUUUAAAUUUCAUUAACAAAGAGGAGCAUGUUUACAAGGCAUGAAGGAAGAGAAUAUUGUCAACUAAGCUGAUUCCAAGGAAAAACGCCCAAAGGACGAGAAACAACAACAAACCCAGUGUAUUCCCACAAGUGGGGUCUGGGGAGGGUAGUGUGUAUACAGGUCUUACCAAAGGACGAGAAAGGCAUCUAAAAAAGCUACAGAGAGACAUUGAAGGCUUUUGAGUAUAAAAGGGAGCCGACCAAACUCUGAAGUUACUUUUGCAGAUAUGAAACGAAAAGGUUUCUUUCUAUCCUCAUGUAAAUCUUUGUAGAGAUUGUACAUUUCUGAGUUUAUCCACAAUGUCCACCAUAACCUUAUUAAUGUUGUAAUGCUGUAAGUGCAAAGCUCGGUUGUUGAAUUUAAAUGGUUGUGAAACUCCCCUUUUUCUUUC
Messenger RNA from Nicotiana tabacum (common tobacco), 4049 nucleotides. RefSeq lists its product as uncharacterized. Gene Ontology annotation, molecular function: protein binding. NCBI's taxonomy places the organism in Eukaryota, Viridiplantae, Streptophyta, Magnoliopsida, Solanales, Solanaceae. The record is from RefSeq and is a predicted model, not a curated record.